This is a messenger RNA of Pseudoliparis swirei, 13214 nucleotides long. It is a transcript of the gene dnah10, whose product is annotated as dynein axonemal heavy chain 10. The transcript has 73 exons. Gene Ontology annotation, biological process: microtubule-based movement. Lineage: Eukaryota; Metazoa; Chordata; Actinopteri; Perciformes; Liparidae. Gene Ontology annotation, molecular function: dynein intermediate chain binding; ATP hydrolysis activity; dynein light intermediate chain binding. Gene Ontology annotation, cellular component: dynein complex. The coding region runs from base 23 to 12820 and encodes 4265 amino acids. The record is from RefSeq and is a predicted model, not a curated record.
CAGAUUGUACAAGUAUUUGGGCAUGAUCAAGAAAACUAUCCAGCAUCUUCAGAUACAAGAUGAGACUAUGCUGAACAUCCCGGAGCUAGACCUGGAGCCGGAGGUGGAUGACCUGCUAUCUAAUCCGGAGAUGGUAGAGAAGUUGGAGCAGUGUGUGAUGAACUGGCGGACUCAGAUUACCAUUGUUAUUGAGUUGCAGCUGAACAAAAAGCCACAGGGCCCUGACCCUUUGGCAGAGAUAGCUUUUUGGCAGGAGCGUGCAUCCAUCCUGAGUGGUCUGAGUGAGCAACUCAAACAGCCCAGAGUCUGCAAAAUCUUGGAGGUGAUGACCAAAGCGGAUACUGACACUGCUCAGACCAUGCAAGGAACAGUUGCUGAACUCACUAAAUACCGUGUGGAGUCAGACGAUAAUGUACGCUUCCUCAGCACACUGGAAAGACACUUCAUGAAUCUGGGAACUGGAGCAAAUUUUAAUGUGCUCCUGGAGACCAUCCCUCCUUUGAUGAACAGCCUGCAAAUUGUGUGGAUAGUCUCUUGCCACUACAACACAAAUGAGUGUAUGGUCCCUCUGAUGGAGCGUAUCGCCUGGCAGCUGUGUCAACGUGUGACUCAAGUAAUUGAUGUCCACACGCUAUUCAGAGAUAAGAGAGAAGUGGCCAAAUCCAAGGUGCAUGAUGCCAAGCAGGUCCUGGACAAGUGGAAGUCUUCCUACUUCCAGGUGCGUGCUGACAUUGAAGAAUCAGGCAGGAAUCAACGCUGGGAAUUUGACCGUAAGAGACUGUUUGAGAGGGCAGACUACAUGGCUUCCGUCUGCCAGGACUAUCACAGUGUUUUGCAGAUCUUGGAGGAGUUCUAUAAUAACUUUGGUCCGGAGCUAAAAAGUGUAACCGGUGACCCAAAACGCAUCGAUGAAGUUUUGUGCAGAGUGGAUAAUCUGGUGUUGCCUAUUGAAGACAUCAGUUUUAAUCCUUUCAACAUCUGUAAGAUGAGUAGCUGGAGAAUAAUCAUGCAAGACUUCAACACUACGGUUCAGGUGGGCAUCAUAAGUGAAAUAUUUGAGGCAAAGAAAGACAAUCCACCGUUAAAUAGGAAUGAGCCUCCUGUGGCAGGAGCCAUCAGAUGGGCUCAAUCUCUUUUCCAACGCAUCAAACACACCAUCCUUCAGUUUCUGGAGGUGCCGGAGAUGCUGAAGAGUGAACAAUACAAAGCGGCCAAGGACAAGUACGUGAACACGUCAAUACAGAUUAGGGACUAUGAGACGAAGAAGUACCAGGACUGGCUGGGUGAGACAGAACGCAACUUGCCAUUGCUAAUGAAAAAAGCCCUGUUGGUCAUGGAUGUCCCUUCAACUGAAAAGAGGCUACAUAUUAGUGAGCGAUACAUGGUGAACUUUGCUCCAGAGAUCAAGGAAAUCAUUUCAGAGACAAAGCACCUUGUGACACUUGGCUACUGUGUGCCUUACCUGGCUCAAAAUGUCUCUUUACAAGAGCACAACUUCAUUAGGUAUGUGAAUAAUCUGAACAACGUUGUCAACUGCUACCACUCUGUAAUGGACCGGCUCAGUGAGGCACACUUCCUUAUGCUGGCUGAACACAUCGAAGUGAUCCAAAAAAACAUAUAUUUUGGAUGCAAAAGACUCAACUGGAAUUCUUUAGGCAUCCCCGACUUCAUCAAUCGAGGACUUCAGGCUGUCUCUAAGUUUGAGUUAGUUGUCAAUCAGAUUCAGAAGAAUGAGAAGGACAUUGAGUCCAAGUUGCAAUCCAUAGUGAUGGCCAACUUACUGAAAUAUCAACUCCCAGACAAAUCAAAUGACUUACCAAGUGUCAAAGAGUUCUGUGAGCGUAUUGAGCGAGAGGGGACCAAGAGUGUGAAUUUGCUGAGUCGGAAGUAUGCAGACAUUGGACCCCUCAUCACGAAGACAGAACAUUUGAUCAUGGGAACCAGCACUGGCAAAGCCCAAUGUAUGGCAGAUUAUUACAAAUACUGGGAACGCAAGGUGCUAGACUCCCUUAUAAAGAUGGUGCUUAGGAACACCCAGCACUUCAACGUGGUGCUGAAGGCAGACAUCGCUCUUUUCCAGAUUGAUGUCAUCCUGUCUGCCCCUAAGAUUGUGUUGCAGCUCCAAAACAGUGAGAUCUACUGGCUCAUCAUGCAGUGCAUCAAAGACUGUGUAGAGAGCACCAAACUAUUUGUGCGUUGGAUGCAUGGGACCUGCAUUGAGUGCCCUCCCCAACGUGUGGGUGGUGAAGAUGAGGUGGUGAUCUUUAGUUUCUUCACUGACGUGUGGCAGUAUCCUCAGAUAAACGAGAGCGCCAUGGCAGUGUCACAGAACAUAUACCGGCUGUUCCACUCGGUGGACCAGUACCUUCUCCACUGGAAACACUAUCGCUCCCUUUGGGAAAAGAACAAAACCGUCGUCAAUGAAAGAUUUGCUGCGAGAAAACCAUCCUGUGUCAUGUUUGAUGAUAAGCUGCAGUCCAUUUCCCGUAUCAAGCAAGAGGUGAUGCUGGAGCCUCUGUUUAGGAACGAGAACAUCAUCCGUCUGAACUUGGAGCCUCUGGCUCACUCGCUGCAGGAGGCGGCCGAGUCCCGGAUCACUUCACUCGCCGGUCUGCUCAACAAGCCUGCCAAAGAGGAUGUCUUCAACUUGAGAGAUGAAUUCAAGCAACUCUCUGAAAAGCUGAAACAAAAGCCGGACACUUUUGAUGACCUGAAGUCUGUCCUCGGCUCCAUAUCAGACAUCAGGAGCAUGUCAUUAGAUGUAGAGUUGAGAUUCAUUGAUAUUCAGGAAAGAUACAGAACAGUGGCCAUGUACAAAGUGGAGGUCGGAGAGGAUGAACUGGAGCUGGUGGCCAACAUUGAACAGAUGUGGAAUGAACUGUUUGCAGAAUCCAAACAAGUGGAUCGAAGUCUGUCAGGUGUCAAGAAAACAUUUACUCAGACUACAACGGAGGAUAUUGAGGAGUAUACGCUGGAAUUGUCUAUCUUUGCUGAGAACUUCAACAUGCAUGGUCCUGGAGCUGUGGGAGAUAAUCUAGAGAAAGGACUGACUAUAAUGGAAACAUAUGAGGCAGACCUUGCCAAGAUGGUGGCAGGACGGCAGGAGCUCGCUAACGCUGAGAAGCUACUGGACCUACCGGUCACUGUGUACCCAGAGGUUGUCAGCAUAGAGAAGGACAUGGAUGGCUUGAGACAGAUUUAUGCUGUUUUUAAAGCUCAGCAGGACGCAAAGACAGAGUGGUCUCAGACAUUGUGGGCGGAUUUAAACAUCCAGCUGCUACAGGAGGGGGUCGAGGGUUUCAUCAAACGCUUGAGGAAGCUGCCAAAAGAUGUGCGGGCGUUGCCUGUGGCCUUCUUCCUAGAAGGACGCAUGAAGGAGUUCAGAGAGUCUCUGCCUCUUCUGCUGGACCUGAAAAAUGAGGCCCUCAGAGAAAGACACUGGAAGGAACUGAUGGAAAGGACCGGCACUAGCUUUGAGAUGAACCCCGAGAGCUUCACUCUGGAGAACAUGUUUGCAAUGGACUUGCACAAAUAUGCAAAUGUCAUCGGUGACAUCGUCACCGCUGCUGUAAAAGAGCUCAAUAUUGAAAAGGCAAUGAAGGAGGUGGUUGAUGCCUGGGAAAACAUAAAGUUCAGUGUGCUGCCAUAUUUUAAAGGAACCCAGGAACGUGGUUUUGUUCUGGGUGCAGUGGACGAGAUCUUGCAGAACGUGGACAACGACGCCAUGAACUUACAGAGCAUGGCGGGCAGUCGUUUUGUUGGACCUUUCCUUGGCACCAUACAACAAUGGGAAAAAGACCUGUCCCUAAUCAGUGAGACUAUAGAGGUAAUGUUGCUCGUACAACGAAAAUGGAUGUACCUGGAGAGCAUAUUCAUCGAUGGAGACAUUUCCUCGCAGUUACCAGAGGAAGCCAAGAAAUUUGAUAACAUUGACAAAAAGUUUAAAGAAAUAAUGAGUGACACAGCGAAGGGUCCAAACAUUAAGCGCUGUUGCCUGAUUCCCAACCGGCUGACAGAGCUGCAGGCCCUGAGUGACGGUCUGGAGAGGUGCCAGAAGAGUCUAAAUGACUACCUGGACUCCAAGCGGAAUGCCUUUCCCCGCUUCUUCUUCAUCUCUGAUGAUGAACUGCUCAGCAUUCUGGGGAGUAAUGACCCUUCCUGUGUCCAGGAGCACAUAAUCAAGAUGUAUGACAACAUAGCAUCUCUGAGGUUUGAUGUGGAAAGCAAUGGGGGGACAGUAGCUGGAGCCAUGGUGUCUGCUGAGGGUGAAGUGAUGGAGCUGAAGAAGCCCGUCCCGGUGGAGGGCAGGGUGGAGGAGUGGAUGAUCGGAAUACUACUGGAGAUGAGAAGGACUAAUAGACUCAUCACCAAGGAAGCGAUCUUCCACUACUGUAAAGACAGGAACAGGGUGGAUUGGAUGCUGCUGUACCAGGGCAUGGUGGUGCUAGCAACCAAUCAAGUGUGGUGGACCUGGGAGGUAGAGGAUGUCUUUAAAAAUGUGGAGAAAGGAGAGAAGCACGCUCUGAAGAACUAUGCCAGUGAAAUGCACAAGCAGAUUGAUGAGCUGGUAAAACGCAUCACACAACCAAUGAAGAUCAAUGACAGACGGAAGAUAAACACUGUGCUGAUCAUCGAUGUCCAUGCCAGAGACAUCGUAGACAGCUUUGUGCUUAACAGUAUCAUGGACGCACAAGAGUUUGAGUGGGAAAGCCAACUCAGAUUCUACUGGGUCCGGGAAGACGACAACCUAUUUGUGCGUCAGUGCAGCGCUGCGUUCUCUUACGGCUACGAGUACAUGGGGUUGAACGGUCGAUUGGUCAUAACCCCACUGACAGACCGUAUCUACCUCACUAUCACACAGGCUCUCUCCAUGUACCUGGGCGGAGCUCCAGCUGGACCAGCUGGUACAGGCAAGACGGAGUCCACCAAGGACCUGGCCAAGGCUUUAGGCCUGCUCUGUGUGGUUACUAACUGCGGCGAGGGCAUGGACUACAUGGCUGUGGGGAAGAUCCUCUCUGGCCUCGCCCAGUGUGGAGCGUGGGGCUGCUUUGAUGAGUUCAAUCGAAUUGAUGCCUCCGUGUUGUCAGUGAUCUCCUCCCAAAUCCAGACCAUCCGCAACGCUCUCAUUCUGAAGCUUAAAAGGUUUCAUUUUGAGGGGCAAGACAUCAGCCUGGACAGCCGCAUGGGGAUUUUCAUCACCAUGAACCCAGGGUACGCAGGGCGCACAGAGCUGCCGGAAUCAGUCAAAGCCCUCUUCAGGCCUGUGGUGGUCAUUGUGCCGGACCUACAGCAGAUUUGUGAGAUCAUGCUCUUCUCCGAGGGCUUCCUCAUGGCCAAAGUGCUGGCAAAGAAGAUGACCGUCCUGUACAAGCUGGCACGUGAGCAGCUGUCAAAGCAGUCUCAUUAUGACUUUGGCCUGCGAGCUCUGAAGUCUGUCCUGGUGAUGGCAGGAGAGCUGAAGAGAGGCUCACCGGACCUCAGUGAGGAUGUGGUGUUGAUGCGUGCACUGAGGGACAUGAACCUACCAAAAUUUGUAUUUGAGGACGUGCCCUUGUUCCUCGGGCUGAUCUCAGAUCUGUUCCCUGGGCUAGACUGCCCUCGUGUUCGCUAUCCCAACUUAAACGAUGCUGUGGAAGAGAUCCUGCAAGAGAAUAAUUAUGUCAUGCUGUCUAACCAGGUGGAUAAAGUGGUUCAGAUGUAUGAGACGAUGAUGACGAGACACACUAUUAUGGUUGUGGGCCCGACAGGAGGAGGGAAAUCAGUUGUGAUCAACACAUUAUGUCAAGCUCAGACCAGAUUGGGCUUUCAAACCAAGAUGUAUCCCCUGAACCCUAAAGCCAUGAGUGUCAUUGAACUUUACGGUAUUCUUGACCCUGACACUCGAGACUGGACUGAUGGGAUCUUAUCCAACAUCUUCCGUGACAUCAACAAGCCUACUGACAAAAAAGAGCGGAGGUACAUCCUGUUCGAUGGGGAUGUGGAUGCUCUCUGGGUGGAGAAUAUGAACUCAGUGAUGGAUGACAACAAGAUCCUCACUCUAGCCAAUGGAGAACGGAUCCGUUUACAGAAUCAUUGUGCCCUGCUGUUUGAGGUUGGAGAUCUGCAGUAUGCUUCCCCUGCUACUGUUUCCCGCUGUGGGAUGGUUUUUGUUGACCCCAAAAACCUGAGAUACACCCCAUACUGGCAGAGAUGGAUCAAAAACAGACCGGACAGGGAACAAGAAGUGCUCAACAAACUGUUUGAGAAAUAUGUGCACAGCUCUAUUGACAUGAUUGUGGAUGGUAUUGUUAAUGGAAAACAAGGCCAGAAACCGAAGACUGUUGUCCCUCAGACAGAUCUAAACAUGGUAACUCAGCUGUGCUUGACACUGGAUGCUCUGCUUGAGAAUGAGAGCAGCAGUGCAGAAGUCCUAGAGUCUUACUUCCUGGAAGCACUGUACUGCUCAUUGGGGGCCACAUUGCUGGAGAGGGGUAGGAUCAAGUUUGAUGAGUUCAUCAAAAAACUUUCCAACUUAACUACAGUGCAGGAUGAGACCUCCCUGGCUGGACCUGGUGAGAUCCCAGGAUACCUCCCGACUCUGUAUGAUUUCCAUUUUGAUGGAACACAAAAUAAGUGGGUUACCUGGAGUUCUCUGGUCACCAAAUAUAUCCACAACCCUGAGAUGAAGUUUGCUGAUAUUUUAGUGCCAACGAUUGAAACUACAAGAGCCAACUGGAUCCUGGAACAGAUGGUGAAGAUAAAGAGGCCAGUGCUUCUGGUCGGAGAGUCUGGCACUUCCAAGACUGCCACCAUUCAUAACUUCCUGAAGAACCUCAACUCAGAUACACGGAUUACUCUGAUCAUCAACUUCUCAUCCAGAACAACUUCAAUGGACCUGCAGAGGAACCUGGAGGCCAAUGUGGAGAAAAGGACCAAAGAGACUUAUGGGCCUCCGAUGGGGAAAAGACUGCUUGUCUUUAUGGAUGACAUGAAUAUGCCAAAGGUGGAUCAUUACGGCACACAGCAGCCCAUCGCACUUCUUAAGCUGUUAUUGGACCGAGGCGGCAUCUAUGACAGGGGAAAGGAUCUUAACUACAAAACCCUCAAGGACCUUGGUUUUAUUGCUGCCAUGGGAAAGGCAGGAGGUGGAAGGAACGAAGUAGAUCCCCGCUUCAUCUCCAUCUUCAGUGUCUUUAGCAUCCCCUUCCCUGCAAUGGACUCCCUCAAGCGUAUCUAUGCUUCCAUUAUCAAAGGCCACACCACAGCAUUUGAAGACGCCAUACAGAAGGUUUGUGAUAAAGUCACCUUCUGCACACUGGAACUGUACAACAACAUCAUCAAAGAUUUGCCACCCACCCCCUCCAAGUUCCACUACAUCUUCAACCUGAGGGACCUGUCAAGGGUCUACAACGGACUGACCCUCACCAAGCCUGACAGGUUUUUGACUGUCACCCAGUUUGUGCGAGUCUGGAGGAAUGAGUGCCUGAGAGUCUUUCAUGACAGACUCAUUGAUGAAACUGACAAAGCCUUGCUCCAAGGCCACAUAAAAAACCUGAUUGAGGAGCAUUUCAAGUCAGACAUGGAGGCAGUCAUGAGGGACCCAAUUCUUUUUGGAGACUACAGGACAGCCCUCAGUGAGACUGAACCAAGGGUCUAUGAGGACAUACAGGACUAUGAUGCAUCAAAAGCCCUGUUUCAGGAAAUUCAUGAGGAAUACAAUGAGAAUAAGUCGGGGAUGAACCUCGUACUGUUUGAUGAUGCUCUGGAACAUCUGACCCGUGUGCACCGCAUCAUCCGCAUUGAACGUGGCCACGCACUGCUCGUGGGCGUCGGGGGCUCGGGCAAGCAGUCCCUCACCAAGCUCGCUGCCUUCACUGCCGGCUGCGAGGUGUUCGAGAUAACACUGAGCAGAGGAUACAGCGAGUCCAACUUUCGUGAUGACCUGAAAGCAUUGUACUUGAAGCUUGGAAUUGAAAAUAAAAAGACGGUGUUCCUCUUUACUGAUGCGCAUGUUGCAGAGGAAGGCUUCUUAGAACUCAUUAACAACAUGCUCACCUCAGGUAUUGUUCCUGCAUUGUUCCCUGAUGAUGAGAAGGAAUCAGUUCUCAACCAGCUUCGUGAUGAAGCUCUCACGAUGGGAGCCGGUCCCUCGAAAGAGAGUGUGUGGCAGUACUUUGUCAACAAGAGCGCCAACAAUCUACACAUUGUGUUAGCCAUGUCUCCAGUCGGGGACACCCUCAGGACACGCUGCAGGAACUUCCCAGGACUGAUGAACAACACUGUGAUCGACUGGUUUUUGCCAUGGCCUCCACAGGCAUUACUCGCAGUCGCUCAGUCUUUCCUUGGUGAAAGUCCAAUGAUUCCCGAGGCACACUCUGCAGAAGUGAUUACUCAUGUGUGCAUGGUGCAUAGCUCUGUGGGUGACCAUAGCAAGCUAUUCCAGCAGAAACUCAGACGUUGCAACUACGUUACUCCAAAGAACUACUUGGACUUCAUCAGCACCUAUUCUAAACUCUUGGAGGAAAAGGACCAAUAUAUUCUGGCUCAGUGCAAGCAUCUGGAGGUAGGUUUGGAUAAACUGAAGGAUGCUAGUGAGCAGCUGCUUGAACUGAAUGUCAAGCUAGCAGAGCAGAAGGUGGUCCUCGCUGAAAAGUCCAUAGCCUGUGAGACCAUGCUGAACGAGAUUGGCACAAACACGACUGUAGCUGAGGAGAAAAAGACUCUGGCAGAAGACAAAGCCAAAGAGAUUGAAGAGCAGAACAAAGUUAUAGCAGUGGAGAAGAAAGAGGCUGAAAGUUCUCUGACUGAGGCCCUGCCGGCAUUAGAGGCCGCCCGCAACGCCCUGAAAGACCUGGAAAAAUCUGAUGUCACAGAGAUCCGAUCCUUUGCCAAGCCACCCAAACAGGUGCAGGUGGUUUGCGAGUGCAUCCUGGUGAUGCGUGGCUACAAGGACAUCAGUUGGCAGUCAGCCAAGGGAAUGAUGUCAGAGGCUAACUUCCUGCGCUCGCUGAUGGAAAUGGACUGUGAUUCCAUAAAUCAUACCCAAGUUAGGAUUGUCAAAGGCUACCUAAAGGACCUCCAGACAAGCUUUGAGGAAAUGCAAGCCAUAAGUAAGGCCGGUUCAGGAAUGCUCAAGUUUGUCGAGGCUAUCAUGGGUUACUGUGAGAUUGCAAGAGAGAUAAAACCCAAGAGAGAAAAGGUUGCACGCCUAGAGAAGAACUUCUUUCAGAGUAAGAAGGAGCUGGAACGCAUUCAGAGUGAGCUUAACAAGAUCCAGAAGGAGUUGCAUGCUCUUGGAGAGAAGUACCAAGCUGCUAUUGAGGAGAAAGGACAGCUACAGAAUGAGGCUGAGCUCAUGGAGAAGAGGCUGAUAGCCGCUGACAAACUCAUCUCGGGCUUGAGCUCUGAGAAUAUACGAUGGACACACGAUUUGGAGGAGUUGAAGCAGCGUCGAGUGCGUCUGCUGGGUGACUGCCUGAUAGCUGCUGCUUUCCUGAGCUAUGUAGGGGCCUUCAGUUGGGACUUCAGGAAUGAAAUGGUUUACAAUGUAUGGGUUAAGGAUGUGCAGGAGAGAGGCAUCCCCUUGAGCCAGCCUUUCAAAGUGGAAAGCCUUCUGACUGAUGAGGUCGAAAUCAGCAGAUGGGGCUCAGAGGGUUUGCCUCCAGAUGAACUCUCGGUGCAAAAUGGAAUCCUCACAAGCAGGGGGAGCCGUUUUGCCAUGUGCAUUGACCCGCAACAGCAAGCACUCAACUGGAUUAAAAAGAAGGAACAAAACAACAACCUCAAGAUCUCAUCUUUCAACGAUCCAGACUUCCUGAAGCAGCUAGAGAUAGCCAUUAAAUAUGGCUUCCCAUUCCUUUUUCAAGAUGUGGAUGAGUAUAUUGAUCCCGUGAUUGACAAUGUCCUGGAGAAGAACGUAAAAGGAGCAGAGGGCAGACAGGUCCUCAGGCUGGGUGACAAGGAGGUGGACUAUGAUCCCAACUUCAAACUGUACCUCAACACCAAACUUGCUAACCCCAAAUACUCCCCAUCGGUGUUCGGAAAAGCCAUUGUCAUUAAUUAUACCGUGACUCUUAAGGGUCUGGAGGACCAGCUGCUGAGUGUUAUCAUGGCCUUUGAGAAGAAGGAGCUGGAGGAGCAGCGUGAGCAUUUGAUCCAAGAGACGAGCAACAAUAAGAAGCUGCUGAAGAACCUCGGGGACUCCCUGCUCAGAGAGCUGGCCACAUCUACAGGCAACAUGUUGGAUAACACAGAGCUGGUCAACACUUUGGAGGAGACAAAGUCAAAAGCCAGCGAGGUAUUUGAGAAACUACAGUUGGCCGAGAAGACGUCCGUGGCCAUUGAUGAACUCAGAGACAGCUAUCGACCUGCUGCCAAGCGCGGUGCGAUCCUGUUCUUCGUCCUGACAGAGAUGGCUCUGGUGAACAGCAUGUACCAGUACUCUCUAGCCUCCUACCUGGAAGUGUUUGGCUUCUCACUGCGCAGAUCUCUGCCUGAUUCUGUCCUGCUCAAAAGACUGAAGAACAUCAUGAAAACGCUGACAUACAGUGUUUAUAACUACGGCUGCACAGGUCUGUUUGAGAGACACAAGCUGCUCUUUUCCUUUAACAUGACCAUCAAGAUUGAGCAGGCAGAAGGGAGGUCACCUCAGGAGGAGUUGGAGUUCUUCAUCAAGGGUAAUCUAUCACUGGAAAAGAGCAGAUGUAAAAAGCCAUGUGACUGGCUUGCAGACCAGGGCUGGGAGGACAUAGUGAAACUAGGAGAGCUCUUCCCUGAGCACUUUGGCUCUCUGCCGGAUGAUGUGGAGAAACAUUCCACUGACUGGAAGUCUUGGUAUGACUUAGAUGGACCAGAACAGGCUCAAUUCCCCAUGAAGUACGAGGAGAACCUGUCGGCCUUCCAGAAGCUGCUGCUGCUGCGCUGCUUCCGCGUUGAUAGAAUCUACAGAGCUGUGACCGACUACAUCACUGUCAUCAUGGGCGAGAAAUAUGUGCAGCCCCCUGUCAUCAGCUUUGAUGCCAUUUAUGACCAGAGCACACCUUCCUCCCCCAUUGUCUUCAUCUUGAGUCCCGGCUCUGAUCCGGCCACUGACCUCAUGAAACUAGCCGAGAGGUCAGGCUUUGGAGACAACAAGUUCAAGUUCCUUGCUAUGGGCCAAGGCCAAGAGAAGGUGGCACUGCAGUUGCUGGAGAAGGCGGCGUCCCGUGGUCAGUGGUUGAUGCUACAGAACUGCCACCUGCUUGUAAAGUGGCUGAAGGAUUUGGAAAAGUGCUUAGAGAAGAUCACCAAGCCCAACCCCAACUUCCGCUUGUGGGUCACCACCAACCCCAUUCCGGAUUUCCCCAUUGGCAUACUGCAAAAGUCUCUGAAGGUCGUGACGGAGCCUCCCAACGGACUCAAGCUGAACAUUAGAGGCACAUACUCUAAAAUCUCCACGGAGACCUUGAUCUCGUGCCCUCACCCUGCCUUCAGCAGCCUGGUGUAUGUGCUGGCCUUCUUCCACGCUGUGGUGCAAGAGAGACGCAAGUACGGCAAGAUUGGCUGGAACAUCUCCUACGACUUCAACGAGUCGGACUUCUUUGUGUGUAUGGAGAUCCUGAAGACUUACCUGACAAAAGCUCACAAGCAAGGAGAAAGCAAUAUUCCCUGGGGAAGUCUUAAAUACCUUAUUGGGGAGGUGAUGUAUGGUGGCCGAGCCAUAGAUAGCUUUGACCGCCGGAUCCUGAAUGUCUACAUGGAUGAGUACCUUGGAGACUUCCUCUUCUACACUUUUCGACAAUUCCACUUCUUCAGCAACAAGGACGUAGAUUACAAGAUCCCCUCAACCGGGUCCGGGUCCAAGAAAGAAUAUGUCGAUGAGAUUGAGACGCUGCCACUGGCCAACACACCCGAGGUGAUGGGUCUUCAUUCCAAUGCAGAGAUAGGAUACUACACCCAGGCAGCUAAAGACAUGUGGACUCACCUGAUAGACCUGCAGCCUCAGACAGGUGAAUCUAGUGGAAGCAUCGGUCGAGAUGAGUUCAUCAGCCAGGUGGCCCAGGACAUUCAGAACAAGCUGCCCACGUUAUUUGACAUGGAUGUGAUCUGUAAAAGGUUUGGGACUGGCAUUUCCCCGACCUCAGUGGUGCUGCUUCAAGAACUGGAGCGCUUCAACAAGCUCGUGGUCCGCAUGCAGCGCUCUCUGGCUGAGCUGCAGAGGGCCUUGGCUGGUGAGGUGGGAAUGAGCAGUGAGUUGGAUGAGGUUGCUCGGGCACUUUUUAAUGGCCACAUUCCGGCCAUCUGGAAGAAGUUGGCACCUGACACACUUAAGGCCCUCGGCAACUGGAUGAGCCAUUUCAAGAGGCGUUACAAACAGUACAGCUACUGGGUGGAUAAAGGAGAGCCAAAUGUUAUGUGGCUAUCAGGACUCCAUAUCCCAGAGUCCUACCUGACUGCCCUGGUCCAAGCUGCAUGCAGGACAAAUGGUUGGCCUCUCGAUCUUUCCACACUGUACACGGAGGUGACACAGUACCGCAGUGAGGAUGAAGUCAGCAUGAGACCUGAACAAGGCUGCUUUGUGUCCGGCCUGUAUCUGGAGGGAGCGGACUGGGAUAUGGAGAAGGGCUGCCUGGUGAAGAGUAAACCAAAGGUUCUGGUUGUGGAGCUGCCCAUUCUCAAAGUCAUCCCCAUAGAGGCUCACCACCUGAGGUUACAGAAUACGAUUCGGACACCAGUGUACACCACCUCUCUGCGGAGGAAUGCAAUGGGGGUGGGGUUGGUGUUUGAGGCGGACCUGUUCACCACGAAGCACAUCUCCCACUGGGUGCUGCAGGGAGUCUGUUUGUGCCUCAACGCUGACUGAAGACAAGCCUCAGCCCCCGAGCUGCUUCGCUUUCCCACAGUCUGCUCCAACAUGUUGAUACAUUGAGUUCUGCGUUUUUUAAAGAGAUUGAAACAAACUUGUACCUCGACUAAUGGGACGAUUACAGGAAACCAAAUAAGUUAUGAUGAAAGAUUGCACAUAUGUUUAAAAAAUAAAUUGAUAGAGACAUGAAAGAAAAGUAGAUGCUUGGCUCAUUAUCUACUGCAUAGCUUUAUUAUGUUCUCACUAGAUGGCAGCACACAACAGUACUGAACUCUUUACUCUGUAGCUCCAGGGAUUUAUCUUUGGUGCUACAGUGGGCAAAAGUAUCAUCGCGCUAUAGUGGGUCAGGGUCUGUCAAGCCUAAUUUGAAUGAAUAAACAUUUGCAAUUCA